ACAAUACCCUGGGCUGGUAUAUCGUUUUGCAGAGGAGGAGCCCCAGCCAGGGGUAGCAGGUUUUUACUUUUCCAUCUCCUUUAACAAUCAUGUACUGUCUUUGAACAACCUAAGGAAGGCAUCAUAAGCCCUGUUCAGAAAGCUUGGGGGGGGGGCCUGAAAGAGAAACUGCUUUCUCCACACUGAAUUUGUAUAUCCCAUGCACUACUGGUUCUGACUCCUGAAACAAUGUAGAAGAAGCCGACCGAUUACCAAACCCGAAGGAAGAACCCUCUUCUACAUUUUUUCAAGAGUCAGAGAACAGAAAGCAAAAAAUAGACAAAAACAAAACAAGGCAGUUUUAGGUAGGAAUCCCCAUUAAAGGUGCUCAGUAGUACUAGCCUGGUGAGGGGGAAGGCUGCACUUUGGAACAGAUUAGAAGCGUGUCCUUAGCAGACCCAUGGGAGACGCAGGGCUAGGCUUUAGCACCUAAUGAAUGCAUUUACAAGCCAGGCUGGGAGGGAUAGAAGCGUAUUAUGUUCUGGGAGCAGCAGCAGAGCUUGCUAAUGAUUACUGUAUCACAAGCUCAGCUAGAUCGACCUCCCACACCUCUUUCCCAACACGAUCUUUAAAGCAAUGGGACUGCUACGAGCUGCCGCUAGCCACUGACCAUGAACUGCUGGUGCCAACGGUGCCAGGGACCUCCUCAGAAUGGGCACCGUUCAACCUGGAUCUUGGUUCUUCUGGUCAUCAUUGGCUCCUGCAUGCACCCCAUAUUAAAGAGCAUUUUCUCUCAAAUUCACUCUGCGAUCACCGGCAGUUACAUCUCAGGAAGCCAUUCCUUGGUUUUCGUCAACUGCCCGAAUGAGCAAAUUGCAAAAGAGAUUGCCAGGGGUAUCUUAGAGAAAAGGCUGGCUGCUAGUAUGAACAUCAUGCCAAGGACGUCAGUUCUGUCCAUUUGGGAUGGAGAAAUAGAGGAAUCUACUGAAAUACUCCUUAUUAUAAGGACAAACACAUUCAAGAUUUCUGAAUUGUUUGCCUAUAUCCGGUAAGCAACCAAUGCAGAGUAAACCCAGUGCCAUAAAUUGCCAACCAGGCUAAAUAUAUGAUACCUGCUGCAAGAUGGCAGAAGAAUUGAUAAUGGAAGAACGCCCUUUCUCCUAGUGCAGUAGGUACAGGUGGCUCCCUGCCUACCUGGGGAAGGCAAUUACUAUGCAGAUAAAAGAGGGGUGGUUUCACAUGGGCAAUUCCUUUCAGUGCAGUGGGUACAGGUAGUUCCUUGGCUGUUUGGGGAAUGUACAUCUUCUCUAGCAGAAG
Molecule: messenger RNA, 1296 nt
Organism: Xenopus laevis (African clawed frog)
Lineage: Eukaryota; Metazoa; Chordata; Amphibia; Anura; Pipidae
Product: protein CutA homolog
Exons: 5
Coding region: 651-1031 (126 amino acids)
Source: RefSeq, a predicted model, not a curated record